Molecule: messenger RNA, 2002 nt
Organism: Eutrema salsugineum
Lineage: Eukaryota; Viridiplantae; Streptophyta; Magnoliopsida; Brassicales; Brassicaceae
Product: vacuolar cation/proton exchanger 5
Exons: 13
Coding region: 406-1734 (442 amino acids)
Biological process (GO): intracellular calcium ion homeostasis; calcium ion transmembrane transport
Cellular component (GO): plant-type vacuole membrane
Molecular function (GO): calcium:proton antiporter activity
Source: RefSeq, a predicted model, not a curated record
AAAAAAGCUAAACUUGUCUUCUUCAACGGAUGAAAAUUUAGUAGCGAGAAGGAAACUUCCUAGCUCACGCUCUUCACUUCAAUCUGAGAUCUCAUCGCAACUAAAUCACACAGAGAUCACAAAUCUCGUGAAGUGAAACUUUUUAAUUGUAUUCCUUGAAAAUAACAAACCCAUCGAAUUUUUGUAGACUAAGCUUCUCCAUCCAUUCUUCCUCCUACAGCAGAUCCGAAGACGAAGAAGAAAUCAAACUAGUUCCGGGUUUUUUAUCUUGCUAGUUUGUUGAGUUAUGCUGGAUUUGGUUUUCAAUCUUUCUUCUCUGACCGUUCGUUGACUUGCUUAGGUACAAGUCUCUCCAUCUCCAGCUUCUAGAAGAAGACAACAUUUUAGUGUAUCCUCGUUGAGUCUAUGGGUUGUUGUAAGGUGCCGGCUCUUAUUCAGGCGCAGGUAGAAAUGGGUUUGGUAAGUGAAGUUGAGCACAAAAGACUUUUCAGACGAGAAACAGAUUCACCACAAACAAAAGCUGCUUCUUUGAUGGAGCAAGGUGGAUCAUUUUCUGCAAAUUUUCAAGAGCGCACAGCUAAAGCACCUAAGCACAGCGUGCUCCAGAGCUUCAAGAUCGUCAUUUUAUCGAAUAAACUCAAUCUUUUGUUGCCUUUCGGUCCACUAGCAAUAUUACUCCACUAUUUGACAGAUAAUAAGGGAUGGAUCUUCUUACUGAGCUUAGUAGGAAUCACACCAUUGGCUGAACGUCUCGGAUAUGCCACAGAGCAAUUGGCUUGUUACACAGGUUCAACUGUUGGAGGCCUCUUAAACGCUACAUUUGGAAACGUGACAGAGCUGAUCAUAUCUAUUUUCGCUCUUAAAAAUGGAAUGAUACGCGUUGUACAGCUGACACUGCUCGGCUCCAUUCUUUCUAACAUGUUGCUUGUACUUGGCUGCGCCUUUUUCUGUGGGGGGCUUGUAUUUUCCCGUAAAGAGCAAGUCUUUGACAAAGGGAAUGCGGUUGUGAAUUCAGGACUGCUUUUGAUGGCUGUUAUGGGGCUACUCUUCCCCGCUGUUCUUCAUUACACGCAUAGCGAGGUUCAUGCUGGUUCGUCAGAGCUGGCUCUUUCAAGGUUCAGUAGUUGCAUAAUGCUUGUGGCCUAUGCUGCUUACCUUUUUUUUCAGCUAAAGAGCCAGCCCAGUUCUUAUACCCCUCUUACCGAGGAUAUGAACCAGAGCGAAGAAACUUCGGACGAUGAUGAAGAUCCUGAGAUCUCCAAGUGGGAAGCAAUCAUCUGGCUUUCAAUCUUGACUGCUUGGGUCUCUCUUCUUUCAGGCUAUCUUGUCGAUGCCAUUGAGGGUGCUUCGGUCUCAUGGAAGAUACCAAUCUCGUUUAUUAGUGUCAUCUUGCUUCCUAUAGUUGGAAAUGCGGCCGAGCAUGCAGGUGCUAUUAUGUUUGCCAUGAAAGACAAGCUGGAUCUGUCUUUGGGAGUGGCUAUUGGAUCGUCAAUCCAGAUUUCCAUGUUUGCGGUUCCAUUCUGUGUGGUGAUCGGAUGGAUGAUGGGUGAACAGAUGGAUCUGAAUUUCCAGCUAUUUGAGACUGCUACACUGUUCAUAACUGUGAUAGUUGUAGCAUUCUUCCUCCAGGAAGGGACAUCGAAUUACUUCAAAGGAUUGAUGCUCAUUCUCUGCUAUUUGAUAGUUGCUGCCAGUUUCUUUGUACACGAAGAUCCUCAUCAAGAUGAUAUAUAGCCAUCCCAAAAAACACGUGAAUCUGGUACGUGUCCUAAAACUAAACCCUGGUGAUCUUACUUACAUGUACAUUUUUUUUUUAAGAUUCUGGAGUUAAUGUUUGUAUCAGACCAAACUGAAAGUUGUCCCAGUUUACGUUUGAGGCCCCUUCCUUGGGGGCUGGUUUAGGGUUGCAAUUUUGUGAAAUUACUUUGAUUAUCUUUAUAUAUAUUAUAUAAUCUAUUGGGAACUUGUAAUCGGAAUUUCUAUAGAUUAGGCAUCUAUCCAA